CAGUAAAAAGAGUCAAAAUCCCAAACGAGGUUGACCGUUGAUUUUCACAAAUGGAUGAAGCUGCAGAGAGCAGUCCACAUCAAGAUGAAACUCCAAAAGGGUCAUCAAUGGCUGCCAAGAUCAGUAAAAUUCUACGGUUAGUAUCGAUUUUCACGUACCUUAUAUCACUACCUUUGCUAGGGUCGAGCAUAUGGCUAUUGAUGAUGCACAACUACGAUUGUGAAGAUCUACUCAAUGUACCGAGACUACGAAUCACGAUCGCUAUUGGUAUGAUGGUACUUUUCCUACUCAGCAACCUUGUUGUAUUCUACGGUGUAAGAUUUACGUUGCCUGGAUUUGCGGCUGUGAUGGUGAUGACUACGAUCAUGCUCACCUUGGGGCUUGCAUUUGUGGGGACGUGUAAGGUUGAGAGCCGGGCCAUUCCUGGUUCGCCUUUGUGGCUGAAAAUGAAAGUGAUGGACGAUGAGCAUUGGAGACAAAUCAAGACCUGUAUUUUCAAUGGUCGUAUGUGCAGUGAACUAGGGUUUCGGAUGCAAGGGCUCUCGGCGUUUGAUUUUAACCUGAAAAAGCUCACCAGGUUAGAGUCCGGAUGCUGCAAGCCUCCCGACAUCUGCGGAAUGGAGUACGUGAACGCCACAUAUUGGAACUACCCAAGAACUUACAACGAUUACAUUCCUUUCUCUGGCACAUCAACACAUGCAUCUGGCGGCGAUUGCGAUGCGUGGAGCAACAUUCAGUCCAUACUAUGCUACGAUUGUCAUUCGUGCCGAGAAGGAUUUCUAACAACCAUCCAACGCAGAUGGAGGAGCCUCGGUGUCUUCCUCGUCCUGAUGAAUAUACUCAUCAUGGUGACACAACUCAUUCGUUUUAUCCUCACUAUGUUGGAUAAACCCAAAAUGUAAAAGCCCAAAAACCGCUGCUCGGCUGACAAAUGAAAGAAAGCGCUAAUCCGCUACUAGGUUUGCAUUUUUUUUUUUUCAUUUUUUAGAAUUUUUCUUUCUUAUUCUUGUUUAUUGUUAAUGUUAGCUGUGAAUAAGUAGUGAGAUUGUGAUGUUUUCUCAUUGAAAAUGUUGGAACUAUGUUUAGUCAAAAUGCAAUGGGGAUGAGCGUCCAAACAGUGAAUGCAUGAUUGAGAUGGGCUAUAGUUCUAAAACUUGCUUACUUGACCCAAAACUAGUCCGAAUCAACUCGACUCAAUGAGAUUUAGAGUUGAAUAGUUAGGAAAAAACCAACUUGCAGAAACUCGUAAUGAUUCACAGGCAAUCAAGAUGAGGAAGUGAGGGGACAAUGGAUCCUACCUUGGUUUAAAUUUUUACAGG
This is a messenger RNA of Magnolia sinica, 1319 nucleotides long. Its product is annotated as tetraspanin-15-like. Gene Ontology annotation, cellular component: plasma membrane; plasmodesma. NCBI's taxonomy places the organism in Eukaryota, Viridiplantae, Streptophyta, Magnoliopsida, Magnoliales, Magnoliaceae. Gene Ontology annotation, biological process: auxin-activated signaling pathway. The record is from RefSeq and is a predicted model, not a curated record. Bases 51 to 902 code for a protein of 283 amino acids. The transcript is spliced from 2 exons.